AUGCAUUGCCUAUGGUUUUGCUCUCUCGGUUUAUUGACUCUUCCUGCGCGUGCAUACGGCCAGCAAAGUCCAUUCCUCUCUACAAGCGCACAAACUGGAGCAUUGCAUAAAUUCAACUUGAUCCAAACGAAGGUUGACGUUGUAGGACUCGCAGAGGCGCACGGACUUGAUAUCUGGCAUCUUUCCCUAUCUCAAGCUCACAUAUUUGAACCUUUUGACAAGAAUAUCUUGAGAGGGCUACCGGACGCUCUUCAAGUCAUUCCACACGAGGUUUCUUACAUCCCUUCUGCCAAUGCAUCGACAACUUCCCAAAUGGACGAAUGGGACUUAUCGUCUCUUGCGAAUACUACCUAUCACUCAGCUUAUCAUCCUCUUCAUGAAAUCAACUCGUUCAUUCAUCAGCUGGCCGAGAUAUUUCCAACUAAGGUCGAGGUUGUAGAAUUGGGACACAGCGCCCUGGGUCGAGAGAUGUAUGCGUUGAAGCUGACAUCGGGAUCUCCGGAUGACCGCAGUAAAGACAAUGAAAGGAAACCUAAACCACCCAAACGGGACAAGCCGGGCAAGGAACGCGAAUUGGACCCAAACAAAAAGCUCGGUUUUGUCAUCGUUGGGGCGCAACAUGCUCGAGAGUGGGUUGCAACGUCGACUUCGCUCUAUCUUGCACAUUCGCUCGCAGUUAAUUCGUCAGAACCCCGAUCUUUAGCAACCAUAUUGGACGUCUAUGACUUUUAUAUCAUCCCCAGUCCCAAUCCGGACGGCUACACAUAUACAUGGGAGGAAGAUAGAUUCUGGUAUAAGAACCGCCAAGUUAUGGGACCGAAAGAAAAAUGUGUUGGGCUAGAUAUGAACCGAAAUUGGGGAUAUAAGUGGAAACCGUUCUCUGUUGGGGAGGGCUCCCUUCAAAUGAACCACCCUACUUCGUCCUCGUCUGAGCUCCUUAAAAAGAAAAAAUCCAAGCGUCCCCCAGCUGAUCCGUGCUCUUUUUGGUACCCCGGCCAUCGAGCUUUUGAGUCUCCAGAGGUGAACAAUAUCGCUACAUGGGUAGGAACAUUGCCAAAUUUGGUGGGACUGAUCGAAUUGAGGGCUUAUGGGCAGAUGUUGUCAACUCCCUUUUCAUAUAGCUGCAACCGUUAUCCUACCGACCUUGAAGACCAGACAGAAGCUGCACAAGGAGCUAUAGCGAGUCUGAAAAACGUACACGGCACAGUCUUCGCGGCCGGUUCUCUCUGCUCCAACCUGUACACUGCUCCAGGUAACCUCAUUGAUUGGAUGUACAAACGAGUCGGAAUCAAAUAUACUUAUGUCGCGCAUUUGAGGGAUACGGGCACAUAUGGCUUUGCUUUACCCGCCGAGCUUAUACGACCUGUCGGUGAAGAAACAAGCGCUAUGGUGGCGUAUUUAUCCAAGUUCAUCAAAAUCCAAAUGAAACGUUUCCUGUGA
Molecule: messenger RNA, 1440 nt
Organism: Marasmius oreades (fairy-ring Marasmius)
Lineage: Eukaryota; Fungi; Basidiomycota; Agaricomycetes; Agaricales; Marasmiaceae
Exons: 7
Coding region: 1-1440 (479 amino acids)
Biological process (GO): proteolysis
Molecular function (GO): zinc ion binding; metallocarboxypeptidase activity
Source: RefSeq, a predicted model, not a curated record